This is a messenger RNA of Drosophila subpulchrella, 315 nucleotides long. RefSeq lists its product as uncharacterized. The transcript is spliced from 3 exons. The coding region runs from base 1 to 315 and encodes 104 amino acids. Lineage: Eukaryota; Metazoa; Arthropoda; Insecta; Diptera; Drosophilidae. The record is from RefSeq and is a predicted model, not a curated record.
AUGGAAAAUGAGCCGGCGCAUGAACCGCGCGGUCAGAAGACUUUACAGUCGAAGCCCUCAACUUGGUAUCCAGGCGAGGCGAGAAACAUAGCAAAGUUUCCCAAUGUUCUUGGUGCAAUAGAUUGCACGCAUGUCCGUAUACAAUCCCCGGGUGGAGACAACGGAGAAUUGUUUCGAAACAGAAAAUUAUACUUUUCAUUGAGUGUUCGGAUCUUCUCACGACAGCACCAAACUGAAGCUGAGAGACUAUACAAUGAGUCAGAAAUACGACCUCGAAAUACAAUCGAACUCUGCUUUGGGGUUCUGAAAAGAUAG